UCCUGUCUGGAAGGGAAGGGGCCCGCAGAGGGGAGCAGGGCCAGCAGCAGCCAGGCACACCCCCGCCUUUCUCCCUCUCUCUCCUCCCUUCUGCUGGAAAAGCGAGGUAAUUGUGAGCCCAGGGUGGGGCGUGCUGGAUGGGGGCCGGCGUUGGAAGGGGUGACCCUGGGUCUGGGCCGCUUUACAGACUCACCCCUUUGUCCCAUUCCCUGGGCUCAAGGCUCCUCAAGGCCUCACUUCUGUCGCUAACUUUUUCAAACUAAGCCAGAACUCCCUCAGUGGGUUCUGAUCUCCGGAUCAGCCCCAGGAUUCCGUAGAAUCAGCAGCGGCGUCCCUUCCCUGCCCCCUUCCAGCUGUGCCUGCCCCUCACUGCCCUCACGGCACGCACAUUCUCAGUCGGCCUGGCCUGGGAUGUGGGCGGGAGCGGGGGAGGGGCCAAAAUGGGAAUGAAAGGACCUUUUUCUUCCACAGCUGGGAGAACAGCUGCCACCAAAGCAAGGCUGGACACUCUGUGCCCAGAGCCCCCUCUGCAGCUGGCCUCUCCUCCCAGAAGCCCCUGCUCAUUCUCACCUCACUUUUUUCCCUCCUCUGCCUGGCUCCUAUCAAGGCCUUGGAACAGCCCUAGGAGAGGAAGUUUUGUCACAGAAGCCAGAGGGGUCUGACAGGACUGCAGAGGGACAGGGACAGCCUCCUCAUUCUGUCUUGAGCUGGACACCUCUCUCAAGCCCAGGGAGCAGUGGGAGGAGGAACUGAGGGACAGCCUGCUGCCUAUCUGACCUCUCUCUGGGCAGCAAGGGAAGGGCUCUAGGGGAUACAGAGAUGCAGGACAGAUUGCACAUCCUGGAGGACCUCAAUAUGCUCUACAUUCGGCAGAUGGCACUCAGCCUGGAGGACACAGAGUUACAGAGGAAACUAGACCAUGAGAUCCGGAUGAGGGAAGGGGCCUGCAAGCUGCUGGCAGCCUGCUCCCAGCGAGAGCAGGCUCUGGAGGCCACCAAGAGUCUGCUGGUGUACAGCCGGAUUCUCAGCUACAUGGGCGAACUGCAGAGGCGCAAGGAGGCCCAGGUGCUGGAGAAGACAGGCCGGCGACCUUCCGACAGUGUGCCGCCCCCUGAGCGUUCCCCUUGCCGUGGCCGGGUCUGCAUCUCGACCCUCCGGAUCCCACUCAUGUGGAAGGACACAGAAUAUUUCAAGAACAAAGGCGACCUGCAACCGCUGGCUGUGUUCCUGCUGCUGCAGCUCGAACAGAUUCAGGACACAGAGAUGGUCCUGGUGGACAGGACGCUCACAGACAUCUCUUUUCAAAACAAUGUGCUCUUUGCUGAGGCAGGGCCGGACUUUGAACUGCGGCUGGAGCUGUAUGGCCUGUUGGAAGAGGAGGGGGCCCUGGCUGGUGCCCCCAAGAGGCUUGCCACCAAACUCAGCAGCUCCCUGGGCCGUUCCUCGGGGAAGCGUGUCAGGGCUUCGCUGGACAGUGCUGGGGGCUUCCGGAACAGUCCCAUCCUGCUGCCUACCCCAGCUUUGGGGGUCCCGCGGUACCACCUCUUGGCCCACACCACUCUCACCUUAGCAGCUGUGCAAGAUGGAUUCCGUACACAUGACCUCACCCUCGCCGGUCAUUGGUGUAACCCUGCCUGGCUGCCCCUUUACGGUAGCGUGUGUUGCCGCCUGGCAGCCCAGCCUCUCUGCAUGACUCAGCCACUGCAAAGCGGUACCUCAGGGUCCUUUAUGCAGCAAGCUGGGGAGCUACAGAAUGGGACACUCGUGCACGGAGUCCUGAAAGGCACAAACCUCUUCUGUUAUGGGAGAUGCGAAGAUGCAGACACCGGGCAAGAACCACGGUUUACUGUCGCCAUCAACAAGGAGACUAGGGUCCGGGCAGGGGAGCUGGAACAGGCCCGGGAAUGGCCUUUCACCCUCAGCAUCAGCAACCGCUACGGAGAUGACGAGGUGACCAACACCCUCCGGGUGGAGAGCAGAGAAGCCCUGCAGAACUGGAUGGAGGCACUGUGGCAGCUCUUCUUCGACAUGAGCAGCUCCUGCAGCUGGCGCUCUCCUCGCAGGCCAGUGAAGCAUUGCUGUGAUGAAGUCAUGAAAAUCGAAGCUCCUGCACCCCGGAAACCCCCACAAGCACUGGCCAAGCAGGGGUCCUUAUACCACGAGAUGGCUAUUGAGCCACUAGACGACAUCGCUGCUGUGACCGACAUCCUGGCCCAGCGGGAGGGCACAAAGCUGGAGCCGCCCCCACCCUGGCUAGCAAUGUUUACAGACCAGCCUGCCUUGCCUAGCUCCUGUGCACCUGCCUCAGUGGCCCCAGUCCCAACCUGGACACAACCCCUGCCCUGGGGGCGACCCCGAACCUUUUCCCUGGAUGCUGCACCCCCAGAUCACUCCCUCGGGGCUUCUCGCUUGGUUGCACCCCUCCCCCCGCAGCGAUCCCCACAAUCCAGAGGCUUCUACAGCAAAAGUCAGCUCCGCACAUGGCUCCAGUCCCCAGUGUGAGAGAGGCACCAACAUCAGGAUCUGGCCAAGAAAGAAAACGACCCAAGGGCAACUGGGUUCUAGGUCCAGCACUGUAGGGCGCUGGGCUCCUCUUCCUCCACUGGACUAGGAAGGAAAGCUGGGGAGGGGUAACAGAAGCCCCUCAAGCUGUGGUUACCAUGGUACUGAGUAGGCCAUUUCUGGAGCUGGUCGGGAUCCCCUAGCUCUCUACCUGGGAGAAAACUGGAAGAACCCUGCCCUGCCUCCCUGCACUAACCAGCCUCGA
Arvicola amphibius (Eurasian water vole) is the source of this 2767-nucleotide messenger RNA. It is a transcript of the gene Rtkn, whose product is annotated as rhotekin. Lineage: Eukaryota; Metazoa; Chordata; Mammalia; Rodentia; Cricetidae. Gene Ontology annotation, cellular component: actomyosin contractile ring. Gene Ontology annotation, biological process: signal transduction; actomyosin contractile ring assembly; septin ring organization. The record is from RefSeq and is a predicted model, not a curated record.